GUGGACAAAAUGGAGGUAGUCUGAUAAUCUUUUCUGGAUUUCUUGAAAUAUUUCACGAAAUAAACCACAUUUUUUCAUUCAGAUCGUGAAAUUUUGCAUAGAAACAUGAACCCGGCGACUUUGUUUGGUAGGAGGCUGUCGAUUCGGAUGGUCGGCGUGGGAGUGUGCGUCUGUGUAGCUUUGUAUUUGAUGUACAGAAUCACCUUUGGGGCUGGCGAACUUUCGAAAGCCUCCCUUCAGAACCCAAGUGAAGCCCAACAGCAAAUCGAAAACUUGCAUGAUCAGCGUGCCAUAAAAGUUGGACAAAUCAUAAAGGAUAAACCCCAGAUACGUGAGGGCCUGAUGUACAAGGAUGCAAAGUUCUACCUUGAAGGGAAGAAUUUGAAGAUUAUGAGUGGUGCCAUGCAUUAUUUUAGAGUUCAUCCAGUUUAUUGGCUGGACAGACUGAAGAAGAUAAAAGCAUGUGGCUUGAACACUGUUGAGACGUAUGUUCCUUGGAACAUGCAUGAGGAGAUUCGAGGUCAAUUCAACUUUGAAGAAUUCCUUAACAUUCGCCGCUUUGUUGAACUGGCAAAGGAGGCUGACCUGCAUGUGAUUAUCCGUCCAGGACCCUAUAUCUGUGCAGAGUGGGAAUAUGGUGGACUACCAAGCUGGCUACUUGCUGACAAGGCCAUGGAGGUGCGUACGAUGUAUCAACCUUACCUGAAGGCUACCGAGAUAUACCUGGAGCAGAUUAUCAAGCAGCUCAUUGACUUACAGUACUCCAAAGGUGGCCCGAUCAUCGCAUGGCAAGUUGAGAAUGAAUAUGGUUCAUUUGGUGACAGCCAUAUCUACUUGAACUAUCUCAAAGAUGUCAUGAAGCGUAAGGGUGUGACGGAGUUGAUGUUUGUAUCUGAUGGAGAGGGGGAGAACGAUGGUCGGAUGGCUUAUGAACAUGGAUAUGUGGGUUCUAUGCCGUCUGUCGUGAAUUUCAAAGAGUGGAGAUGGGGUCAAACCAUGUUUGAAUGGUCGAAGAAAGCACAGCCCGAUGUCCCUUUGAUGGUCGGCGAGUUCUGGACAGGGUGGUUCGACCACUGGGGUGAGCACCAUCACACGGAUAGCAUUGAAAAGUUUGAGGAUAAUGUCCGAGAGGUGCUGAAGGCCGGAGCGCAAGGCAUCAACUUCUACAUGUUCCACGGUGGGACCAACUUUGGUUUCUGGAAUGGUGCCAACGGUGAUCCUGCUAAAAAUGACUACAAGCCCACUAUAACUAGUUAUGAUUAUGACGCUGCUCUCAAUGAACAAGGCGACCCAACCGAUAAGUGUUACAAGAUACGGGAACUGAUGCAGAAGUUUUAUCCCCAGGGUGUAAAAGAAGGUGGUGCCUAUUUUAAGAGACAUUUAGAUGUGCAUAUCAAACCCAAAGCGUAUGGAGAGGUGCUGUUUACAAAGUCUAUGGCCUUGAAGGAUAUGCUCCACCAUACCACAAUUGGGAUCACCACCAAGACAGGAACGCUCCCCAUGGAAUAUUUAGACAUGAACAACCAUGGUGGCCAAGGAUAUGGAUUCGUCCUCUACCGGACGGCCAUAGCGAGGGGGCGCGUCCUAAAGUUCCAACACAGCAUAAAGGAUCGGGCACAAGUCUUCCUGAACGGGCACCAUCUUGGAACGUUCGAUUGGAAAACGAAAGAUAAGGAGUUUAACAUAGAGACAACUAAUAUUCCGAUGAGUAACAUGAAUGAUUUAGAGGUCCUGGUGGAAAACCUCGGUCGUGUCAAUUACUUCAGACACAAUGACUUGUCGAUUAAUUCCCAAAGGAAAGGUCUCGUAGCAGACGUUAAUGUCGAUGGGAAAAUCAUCACACAUUGGCAGAUUGUGCCGCUGGAGUUCAAAAAACCAUUUGUAGACAGUUUAUCUAAGUCAUCCAGUUGGAAAACAUUUGAAACAGUGGAGAACAUGCCAUUUGUGCAUGCGGGUGAACUCAACAUUCCAGAUGUGUCCCCUCAGGAUACCUUUGUUGACAUGACAGGUUGGUCCAAAGGUGUUGUGUUCAUCAACAAUUUCAACCUUGGUCGAUACUGGGACGUUGGGCCACAAAAAACAUUAUAUCUACCUGGACCAUUGCUGCGGCAUGGCAAAAAUGAGAUUAUCAUCUUUGAACUUCAUAAGCCUCUACGCGCUGUAAAGCUCCUUGAUACACCUUUGCUGGGACCCGAGAAACCUUAACUCAACGAUGAUUAAAAUUUUCCAAAAGGGUCAAAAUAUUUUAAAGGCCUCAACCUUAUGUUAUGCAGGUCUCCAGCAACUAGAGUAAACCUUGAUAGUCAAGGUUUAUGACCUUAAGUCUUCCUGUUAAAUACAGGAUUGUUUUCAAAGUGCUUUUAUUUACAUAUAAGGCAAUACAUGGAGUCGCACCUGCGUACCUGUGUGAUAUGGUCAGACUGAGGCACCAUUCCACCUACCAUCUCCGCUCUGUUAUUGCUCCAACUUUGGUGGUCCCUCGCACUAAGUGCAAAACCUUUGGUGACCGUUCUUUUCACAAGUCAUCACCGGUUCUAUGGAACCAGCUACCUUCCAACAUCAGGCUUGCUGGUUCCAUAGACAUUUUCAAAACUCUCCUGAAACAACACCUUUUCAGGGAGUGUUUUGCUUUGUAAAGCGCCUGAGAAUUUAAGUUUUUCUUUUAAUUCAGGCGUUAUAGAAAUUCUUAUAUUCAUUCAUUCAUUCAUUCAAUGAUUAGGGUGCCAUUUUGAUUCCAAACUUUUUCCAAAAACGAGACUCAAGAAACUGAUGGUGAUCAGCGGAAAGUGCUUAUGGAGAGCUGUUGCUUGAUGGUUGUGUCACAAGGUUUUGACAGAUGUUUUUUUGUACAAUUUCUACGUAUCAUGCCUGGAAACAGAUGCCAUCAGAUCCUUACGAGAUGUGUAACGAUUGAUCAUAGCUGUGCUUACACCACGAAAUAUUGGUGGACCAAUUGCACUUACACCACCACAUUGCCGCGACAAAUUGGUUCGGCAAUCCAUUGCCGAUACAAAUUGCCGAGCGAAUUUGUCCCACCAAGCUUGAUGGUCCAAAUUCGCCCGGCUUGUUAAAAGCUCGGCUUUGUCGUGGUGUACGCGCAAAUGGAUCGGCAAUUAGCUAGUUAGAUGGUUCGGCUCCAGGCGGCGCUUUCGAAAUGGCGCUUUCUGCCAAGGCUUUCCGCGUUCUGCUUAUUGUUUGCGCGCCAUCUGUAGCCGGAUUUUAUAACUAGCUGCAGCGCUGGUGUAAGCGCUUGGUGGAUUUUCGAUGGUGCGGCAUUGGUUCCCGAACCAAGAUUGGUGGUCCAUUUUCAGGUGGUGUAAGUGCGGCUAGUAUUUGAUGCACAAUUAUUGAUUAUCAAUGGGAUAUACUUGUCCAACAGAAAUGGAUUAUGAUAGGUUGGAUUAAUUUAAUCACAAUCGCUUUGAAAUUAGUUGUAUAAGAGUAUAUGGACUACAUGUAUGUUCAUUUGAAUUAUAAGAAAUGCACUACGUAGUUAUUGGGUGAUAUGAAUAAAGGCUAGCAAAUGCUUUUACUUCAAUUUUGUACAGAAAGGCCAAGUGUAAAUGUACAUGGAGUUUUAGAUAAAAGCAUUUGCUAGUCUUUAUUCAUAUCACCCAUUGUCUGAUUCACUGAUAUUGAGGUUUAAGAAUUUAACAUGAAAAGGACAGUUUGCUUUUUCAAAACUAAAAAAAUCAAAAUUUUUAUAGUGAAAUAGACUACAGCUGAAUUUCAAAAUGAAAAUCAAAAGCUGUAUAGGACACCUAUAAUGUAUUGUGUCUUUUGCCUCAGGAAUAAAACCAGUGCUCCUUUUAGCACGACCAGGUAUGUAGUACUUGGGCCGCAUUGGCUUGGAACUCUCUCGGCCAAGGCCUACGCCAGGAGGACACUCUGAACAAGUUCAGGAAGGCUCUAAAAACUGAGCUUUUCAGAAAACAUUUCUCACGCAACUAAUGACUGUCAACUAUAGUGGGGAGCGCUUUUGAACAUUUUCAAAUGGAAACAGCGCUUUAUAAAUUUAACUUUAUUAUACUUGCAUAAUUGUGCCAUUUGAUGGAAAUUUUUGUCAAGUUUUCCUGAUUGUUAAUAGCUUUUUAUGUGCUUUGUCUUCCUUUAUCUUUGUUAUUCGAUGAAAGCUGGUUGGAGUGGGCUGGGCUUGGUGUUUUGGGCUGAACUGGGCUGGUUCGGGUUGGGUGGGGACAUUUGAGGUGAGAUAGCUUUGUUUGGAAGCAUAGCAUAGCUAGCAUAAUAAUUAUUGCUGUGAACAACAUUAUCCACAUAUGCAAGCAGGUAUAAAAUCUGCCGUGGCUUAGGUAUGUGUUCUGUCAGACCUCCACAAUUGAUUCUAUUCUAUUUAUUAAAAUGUUUAUUGAUGAUAUGUGUGCUUAUAGUCACAGAAACCGCGCUUUGUAAAGUACCGGUAAUUAGUAAAUUUAUAAAUGCUAUAGAAGCUAUCACUUUUUUAGUCUACCGAAUUGUAAACUUGACUUAGACCCGUUCCAUAUGCUGCUUGGAAAAGGAUGGGUAGUUUCUUUCCUUCUGCACUGUCUUCAGACAACCAGAUGGAUGGGCGGGGCUGAAUCAGCUGCAGUAGGUUUCAGCAUGCUUUGGCUAGAAGCGAGAUUUCCAAGGGAUAACCCCUUUAUACAAUAUUGGCAGGGUUUUUUGUGUAAAUUUGUAACAGGAUGCUGCAUGUACGGUAAUGGUACACACCUGUGGUCUUGACAAGAAGGCUCCUAUGAUUGCACUUAAGAGUGUAAAAUCUUUUGUAAAUCAUAAAAUAAAAUAUGUACAUUUA
Messenger RNA from Lineus longissimus, 4795 nucleotides. RefSeq names its product beta-galactosidase-1-like protein 2. Gene Ontology annotation, cellular component: vacuole. The record is from RefSeq and is a predicted model, not a curated record. The transcript has 15 exons. Gene Ontology annotation, biological process: carbohydrate metabolic process. The coding region runs from base 106 to 2205 and encodes 699 amino acids. Gene Ontology annotation, molecular function: beta-galactosidase activity. Lineage: Eukaryota; Metazoa; Nemertea; Pilidiophora; Heteronemertea; Lineidae.